Messenger RNA from Passer domesticus (house sparrow), 1785 nucleotides. RefSeq names its product chromosome 10 C21orf58 homolog (gene C10H21orf58). The transcript is spliced from 9 exons. The coding region runs from base 128 to 889 and encodes 253 amino acids. The record is from RefSeq and is a predicted model, not a curated record. Lineage: Eukaryota; Metazoa; Chordata; Aves; Passeriformes; Passeridae.
AACAACACAGUGGCUGGGCUUAGUGAUGCUGCCAGGGGAAGGAUAGCAACCAUUAGGAACAGACAAAUAAAUAUUCGGUCUCAGUUGCCUUCCUGUGAGCAUCACAACCUGCAGCACAAAAGAGAUAAUGGCAGAUUCUUCAGUGGUGGAUCACCUGACACGACUGAAACUCAAACUCCUGGAAAAGAGACUAGAAAAUGAACAGGAGAACUUAGAGAAGAUGGGAUUGUCUCUCCCAGCUGCAAGGAACAGACCUCAGGACAUGCUCCAAAGUGCCCUGAGGCAAAGGAAAGAUCUGCUGCAGGAGCUUAGGGAACAGCACCUUCUGGAAGAGCUUUCACAGCCACCUGCACCAGACGGGGGACACUGCCAUGACCACAGAGCUGCCCUCCCACAAAUCUACCAGAUCCCUUUUCCAGCUUCCCCAGUGGAGCCACCAAGGAUUAUCCAGCAGACAGUGCCAGCUCAGCCUGCCACCAUCAUCCAGCAGCUGCCUCAGCCCUCGCCCGUGAUCACACAGAUUCCCCCAGCCCAGCCCUUGGCUGCCCCCCGCUCUGGGAGCAUUAAGGAAGAUAUGGUGGAGAUGAUGCUGAUGCAGAACGCUCAGAUGCACCAGAUCAUGAUGCAGAACAUGAUGCUGAAGGCUCUGCCACCAGCCCUGCUCACCCAGCUUGGGGGAGCCAGCGCUGCCCCGCUCCAGCACACGCAGCAGGACCUGCAGCUCGCUGCUCCCCUGGCCGUGAAGGCAGAGAGGCCCAAGGCACCCGUGGUGCACCACCACCACCAUUACCCUCCCACGGGGGUGCUCCCACUGCCCCCCAGGAGCUUCCUGCCCACGGAGCAGCCCUGGAGCAGCAGCCCUGCCCAGCCUAUGUGGCCCACAUACUGACAGUACAGGACCCUCUGCAAGUGGAUCAUAGCCUUUCUAAAACCAAUAAAAUCCUGCUGUUCUUCCUCAGUCAUUGACAUGUCUUUUUCUUCAGCACCAUAAAUCAAUCACUUUCCCCUCCUUUACUUUUCCCCAGAGGACAAGCUUUCAUCCAUGCCCAUGUUAUCCUGUCCUUUUAAGUUUUAUUUACGACUUCUUAAAAGGCUCCCUCAGAGUUUUUAUCAGGCAACACUUUUUCAUGCUCUCAGCAGCCUGGUUUUGCUUGACAUAGAAAGAUGAACGAUGAUUUUAUAGCUCUUUCUCAGUAUCUUCCCACCUUCUGUUUUUAGAGUGGAGAACAUCUGUACACUGGGUUUGCCUCAUGCAGUUUGUGAGUGAGUCUGAUUAAGAAAACCCAGGGACCUAAAUUUUGUUUGGAAUGAAGAAAACAUAGUAACUAUCACUGCUGGAAACUAAUUGUGUGCUGUGUUCCAAAACCAAUUAAUGAAUAAUUUAUUUGCUAUAUAAAACCUACCUUGCCCUUUGCCCUCUCUGCUCUGUUGUCUUUGAGAUUCUUAUUGCUCCCUGCAACUUCUCACUUUCUACAACUGCCUGAGAGAGGAAAUGGCUUCAGGUUGUGCCAUUGCAUUGAAUAUUAGGAAGAAACUCUUGACUGACAACAUUGUCAGACAUUGGAAGAGGCUGCCCAGGGAAGCACUUGAGUCCUGUCCCAUCCCUGUAGGUGUUUAUGUGGCAUUUAGGAUCACAGCUUAGUGGUGUGCUUGGCAGUGCUGGGUUAGCAGCUGGGACUCGAUGUCCUUAGAGGGCUUUUUCUACCUUAAUGAUUCUCUGAGCCAGAUCUGCUGGGGCCUGGCAGGUUUAGCAAUAAAUUGUGCUUGGUGAUACAAAUAUCUGCA